Messenger RNA from Hirsutella rhossiliensis, 822 nucleotides. Its product is annotated as PIF1 protein. The record is from RefSeq and is a predicted model, not a curated record. NCBI's taxonomy places the organism in Eukaryota, Fungi, Ascomycota, Sordariomycetes, Hypocreales, Ophiocordycipitaceae. The coding region runs from base 1 to 822 and encodes 273 amino acids. The transcript has 3 exons.
AUGCAAUCGAUCAUCGGCCAGACCUUCGACGACUUUGCCUCGUGCGAGGCUGCGAUACACCGUGCCGCGAGGUCCGACUCUGGCGUGCAGGACCGCACGGACCUAGACCUCCUCAACUCGAGGUGCCACCGGGAAGGCAGGCGGAUCCCGUGGGAAACGGGCAUCACCGUGGUAACGCCGCUGAACAGGAACCGGUGGAACCUCAACAUGGAGGCGAGCUUGGCGUUCCGGAUUCUGCAGCAAACGACGAUGCGUGUCUUCAUCUCCGAGCACAAGUGGAAGGACGGCCUGCCGACCGAGGAAGAGGCCAUCAUGAUGCUGAACCAGGGCGACGACAGCGCGAUCCCGGUGCCGGCCAUCUUCAUGUUCGUGGCCGGGAUGCCGGCCGUCGUGAAUCACAAUACCCAUCAGGGGCUCAAGUUGGUGAAUGGUGCCAGCUACACGGCGGUGGAGGUAAUCGUCGACAAGGCGUACCCGGGGCAUCGGAUCUCGGCCGACACGACGAUCCACUUCGGGCCGCCGGCGGCGAUUAUACUGGGGUCGGAGACGACGAAGGAUUUCCACUUCGUCGGGAUGCCGCCCGGCACGAUCCUCCUGACGCCCAUGAGCGUCAGGAUCCAGCGGAAGCGGAAGCGACCGUGGCAGCAGAACGACGUCAGCCGCAAGGGCCUGCCGUGCGCCGCCGCUUUCGUGUGCACGGAUUACAAGGUGCAGGGGGGGACUCUGGAGCGCGUCGCGCUCGAGCUGCGAGGGACGAGGACGACAAACGUCGGCGGACGCGCCGUCCCCUCGCAGUGCGACCCGUACAGCCUAAACUUCUAG